Messenger RNA from Linum trigynum, 3764 nucleotides. The record is from the annotation of a GenBank genome assembly. Lineage: Eukaryota; Viridiplantae; Streptophyta; Magnoliopsida; Malpighiales; Linaceae.
AUGAUUAUCAAUAAGAUUAAACGGGUUAAUAGACUUAAAAGUAACAUAAAAAUACAAAUAAUCAAAUAUGAGCAUUCCGGCCAAAGGGCCGGGUUAUAAGCUAGUGAAUAAAAAGAAGAGCAUGUUAGACUCACUCAGUGGCGGAUCCAUGGGGCUCUAGGGUGUAUCGGGACACCUCUAAAAUUUGAGAACACGAUUAUUCAACCCCGAUAAUAGUUUGCAUAUAGGUAAAAAAAAAUAUUUAAGUGAUGGCGGGACACUCCUAAAAUUUUGAAAAACGAUUAUAAUCCCCAAUAAUAGUUUGUGUAUGGGUAAAUAUAAACAUUUAAGUGGUUUCCUAUGUGAUUUGAACUUGGGUCGAUGCUACUAUUAGUAAACAUAUUCUUCAUUAGACUAUAACUCAUUUGAUCUUGUAUUUCAAAUCCAAAUAUAAUAGUAAAAAGCUAUUUUUUUAUCCCAAUUAUUUUCAAAAGCUAACGAUUAAACCCAAUUACGGGCUCCCCUAGUCUAGUAGGAUAUAUCGAGAGAGAUUUAUAGAGCAUUGUUGGACACCGAUUGUAUUUUAUAAUUUUUCCAAAAUACGAAACACGUCAUGUGCUUUGUUUUCCUUUGGACAAGCCAUAUAUUUUCUUAUUUAAUAAUUAUUUGAUUAUUAUUUUAACUUAAUUUUUAGGAGAGGACACCCCUAUAUAAAAUUUCUGGAUCCGCCACUGGACUCACUGCAGCAUUGAAAAGCCAAGCCAACGACAUCAAAGAAGAAGAAGGUGGAAAUGAUUACAGUGAGAUAUGACCGGAGAAGGACUAUAUCAAUCUCGAAAAAAAAGUAAGGAUGUUUUCAAUUUAUAUGAAAAUAAGGACAAAACUAUAAUAAAAAUACACAACACUAUGGUAUUUUUCAAAUACUAUUCCUCCCCGAGUAUUUGAAAAGAAUAAAACAUUUGUUGUAUUCGAAGAAUAUCACUCUAAAGUUACUAUUUUUUCCUAACCAAACAUAUUACUUAUGCACAAAGCUCAAUCAUAUGGGAAUUGACCCCGAAUAAUACACACAAAUAUGCAUGCCAAACGAUUCAUUUAUUAUUCAAGAAAGUAUUUUAUAAUAUUUUAAAUUAUUGGUGUUUUGGUUUUAAAAAAGCUCUUUAUGGUCCAAAUUGAACUUAAUUUAACUUCAACAUUAGGAUACAUUCCUAAAUAUUUUUUGUAAAAAUUUAAUUAUGAUACAAACUUAAUUUGUAUCUUUAUGUUAUGGUACAAACUGAACUUGUACCAUACAAUAAAAAUACAAAAUCUUUAUAAUACAAAUUCAACUUUGUAUUGUACAUUUAAGUACAAUAUCAAUGUGCAAAAAAACACCAAUAAUUUUAAAAGUAAGGCUUUAUUCCAAGAUCCAAAAUUACAACAACAACAACAAAAAAACCCGAAACAGCACGUAUCUACUAGGCUACAACAAAUCAAACACAUACCCUAAACGGAUAUUCGUGUUUGCUAAGUAAAUCCCUAAUUACAAGGAGGGCAAAUUACAAAGAACUACCCAAUACUUUAACGGGCUAGCCAAUUGGCCGGUCACCGGUCACCACCCCCCUCAUAACGGCAAAGGACAAUGGAAAGGAAAAGAGGAAACGGAAAACGGAAAGGAAAAAAAACUUAAAAAGGAGUGGGCGGCCAGAAAAGCAGCCCCACUCUGCGUGUGAGCGAGUGAGAUCACAGAGAUGUUGACUGGUCGGUUUAAAACCGCGAUAAAUGUGGAGUGACGUGUCGGUGGAUGCUCCGUCCCCGUGAUUCCCAUUUCUUAAUUAUUAUUAUUAUUUUCUUAGUCGUAUUUAUCAUAACGUUAACGACAAUGUGACGGACCAUCCCCUUCCCCCCAUCCCCUUCUUUCACUUCUAUUUUAUUUUAUGGUUAUCAUUAUUAAAAUUAAAUUAAAGAAGAAAGGAAAGAUCAGUGAAUAAAAAUGGUGGUUGGAAAAUCACACCAUAAUACUGAUAACAUAACAUUUUAGACGGCAUAUGCCCCAACGCUAAAAAGCCCUUCACCUCUCUCUCUUUCUCUCUCUCUGCCCUCCAUUAAAUAAUUGAAGGAAGGCCAGUCGGGGGAUUCUGUGUGAGACGCCCGCCAUCGGUGGAACUAGUGGGGAGCGGUGGUAAUCGAGAGGUCUGGCGGGGAUAAGAAGCGUCGCCCUCAGAGUUCUCGCCCGCAGCAGCGAGGACGACGGCGGCGGCGGAUUCAGGCGGUCGAGGCGGAAGUGGUGCAGCUUGGUCGCCGGCGCCGGCAAGAGGAAAGGAUUCAGAGUUAAAGAUCGAUUGAUGGAUUGGUGGAACAAAGUCGUCUUCCCCGUCCGUCGCGUUUGGGUCGCCGUUUCGGCCCGCGUCAAGUCAUCACGCAAACACGGUAUGUAACCCAAUUCUCCAUUUUCUUCUUCUUCUUCUUAGUUUUCCCCUUCUCCUGUUCUUGCAGCUCGGAUCCAUCGCCACCCAUUUUCUUCUUCUCUUUCGCCAUUUUUAUUCACUGAUCUUUUCCUCCCGCGGAAAGAAAGGAAAGAUUCAUCGAAGAAGUAAAGCCAACCAGACUUAUUUGACUCGGAAAAUCAAUUAAGCAGAUUUCAUAGUUUGCAACUGCAAGCAGUUCUUUGUUAUUUCCCCACGAGAGAAUUGUUUAACCAGUAUUAUUUAUUAUAAAUAAAUAAAUAAUAAUUUUCACCAAAAUAGUAAUUCAACUGUGUAAAUUCCUAUAUUCUUUUUGACGAAUAAUCAUUUUAUCCUCAUAAAAGAAAUUUGCACGAAAUAUUCGUUUGGUUUUGGUAUACAUCUCCACGCCGAAAGUUGUGCACUGUCUUUGCGAAUUUCAAACAAAAAUAAAAAAAAAAAUCUUGAUUUGCCAUGAUCUUCUUUCUUUACCCUUCCUUUAAUCAUUAGUAAAAAAAAAAUUUGAUUUCACCAUGUGGUGAUUUUAUGAGCAAGUGGUGUGAGUAAAAGUAAAAGAGUAAAGUAAGCAUCAUGAUGUUGUUUCUUUCCCCUUGAGAAGCAUCAAUGAUCCGAUGGCUGUUGAGAUUCAAGAUCGUCCUUACCGUUUUAUGAUCUUGACCUACUCAAGUUAAUUCGAGUUCUAAUGAGUGUGGCCCCCUAAUAAUCCGAAUUUUCAAUGGACGCUGUGGCUGCUGACCCCGCCUCCUCCACCGACGCAGCCCAUAAAACAAUAUGUAAUUUGUCGCUUACGGAAAGCGGCAUUACUAGUUUACUACCACUUGGAACAACCUCAGUCACUAGCUAGAUAUUAUACAUCCUCUUAUUAUUAAUUAAUUAAUCUAAUCAUCAGAGUUCAUGUCGACAAAGCUGCCAAGAAGAUAGGAAACGGACUAACGGCGGAGAGUGGGGUUUCCCGUUUUUGUAACAGGUGGCGGGAUUCUGAUGCUCCACAACGACGUCCAGACUUGCGGGUACGAGGACGUCCAGGUCAUGUGGGAAAUGCUGCGCCGCUCCGAACUUGAGAUGGUCAACGGCGGCGGCCGCACCGCCGGCGAUCUUCUCAAGCGGAACCGGCCGUUCUGGCGAAUCUUCCUGUCGUCGAAUGCGAGGAGGACGUGUGGCUCCACUUCGCCUCUCGCGGCGGAUAUAGCCUGAGAUUGCUACCAGAGAAAAACCAGAGCCUCGGUCGCAGAGUUUCGUCGACGUCGAUCUAUUCUCCGACCACAAACUACCCAGGCAGCCGUCAUUGCGCCCGCGCAUGCUACAGUGCUGUUGUUAUUGAAAGAAGAAAGAGUUCUCUCAUGA